This is a messenger RNA of Pomacea canaliculata, 1699 nucleotides long. RefSeq names its product thioredoxin domain-containing protein 17-like. The transcript is spliced from 5 exons. Gene Ontology annotation, cellular component: cytosol. Lineage: Eukaryota; Metazoa; Mollusca; Gastropoda; Architaenioglossa; Ampullariidae. Bases 104 to 475 code for a protein of 123 amino acids. The record is from RefSeq and is a predicted model, not a curated record. Gene Ontology annotation, molecular function: protein-disulfide reductase [NAD(P)H] activity.
GCUUCCGCUUUUGCAUGUGCAGACGAAAAAUUCGCCAUCAAGAGUGCGCCAUUCUUGUUUGUUUAGUGUAAACUCAUCAAACAACUUCCUUAAAAUUAGUGAAAUGGUGAAAGAAAUUUUGGUCGAAGGGUACGAGGAGUAUGUGAAAGCAGCCGCGGAAAAUAAGGGUAAACAGGUGUUUGCUUUAUUUAGCGGCUCGAAAGACGCUAAUGGCGAAAGUUGGUGCCCUGACUGCUUAACAGCUGAUCCUGUGAUCAAAGACAAUCUGAAAUAUGCUCCAGCAGAUGCCAUAUUAAUACACUGUGGUGUAGGAAAGAGGGAAUUCUGGAAAGACAAGGAGAAUGUCUUCAGGAAAGAUCCCAAACUUCUUUUGAAAUGUGUGCCAACUCUUCUUAAACUUGGGACACCACAAAGACUAGAGGAAGCCCAGUGUGCAGAUGAAAACUUGGUGCAGAUGUUCUUUGAGGAGGACUGAGGAGUCUCUUUCCUUGUCAUUUGGAAACCCAUUACCUAGUCCGACUUUAAUAUUCAAGAGAUGUCCAAAAUUCCAAGAUGGCACUCAAAGGGGAGCAAUUACUGAUAUUUUUUUACACAUUUCAUGCAGUGAUUCUCUCCCUUUUGCUCCAGCCAACUUGAUGGUCCCCAUUUAAUUACGCCAACUUUUACCCAGACAACCAAGUCAUAUAUCAUUUAUCAUUUUAUUUUCUGACUUUUUAAUCAAAUCUUUACUGUCUAUGACCAAUAUGUUUAGAACAAUUAUGCUGCAUAGCCAAGUAAAGCAAACUGGAAGGGUAUUUCACAGGGGUUGAUUUAUAUCACAGAAAAGAGAAUUUCAAAGGCAAGUCUGCAAGGAACUUUACCUAAAAUGUAAGCAUUGGAAGGAAGAAAUUCAAGUAUGUCCAAGCCAUUGUGCUGAUGUUUGAUUUCCAUAAUAAAAUAAAGAUUAAACAUAACAGUUAUUAUCUUCGUCAAAUUGCACGUUUGCUAGCUUGCCUACUUGCUUAAUUCAUUGAUUGUUUUUCUUUGUAUGGCUGGUUAAUUAUAAAUUCUAAUCUCAAGGGAUAUUGCUUUUAGAAUUGUAAAGACGAACUAAACAUUCUAGGUGUGAACUAUUUAAGGAAACGUAUUGAUCUACUGAUCCAGUAGUCUGUUAUUGGUUAUUGAUGCUUUUUUAUUUUUAAAAAUUCCCGUAAGUGAUGCGUAUAUUUCUACUGUAUCUACCAAAGAAAAAGUUCUGGAAGAAAGAUUAAAUUCAGUACAAGAAAGGUGGCUGUACAUAAUAAACCUACUUAUACAAUUCUUUUUGUAGUAAUACUUGAUAAAUGAAAAAUUGAUGGACAAAGGUUGUGUUGACUAUUAUUUCUAUGCAGUCAGCUCAGUUCUCAGGAUUAAAGAGCUUAGCAAUAUUUUGUUGAUGUUAUUUGAAGUUGUAUAAAAAAAUGUUGCUGCCAAAACAUUGUACUUUUUAACAGCUGUUUUACAGACCAUAAUAACUGACCUAUGUCGUAGUUUUAGUUUGUGCAAGGAAAGACAACAGUCUGUUUACAUGCAUCUCUUCACCAGAAAUUAUUCUCAAGGCUUGGAUGUAUAAACAGUUUGGGGCUACAUGGAUACAGCUAUGGAAUGAAAACAAGGCUUGGAAGAAUGUAAAAUCUUUAUCUAUGUCAAUUGGCAAAAUAAAAACUUGCAAAAAAAUCAA